AUGAACGGAGGCUCCGGAAAGUUUGGCAGAAGCGGCGGAGGCGGCCGAGGUGGAGGCGGUGGUCCCGGCAAGCGUAAUUCCCACUCCAAUUUCCACCCGCCGCCGCUCCACCGGCCCUCCGCCACUUCAGACGGCGGACGCCUCUCCAUGGGUGGCGCUGCCGGACCUCGUAACCGCACCACGACCUCUGGACCCACCACCUCCGCCCCUCCUACGUCCGAGGAGAACUUCAGUCUCGUCACUGACAAUCCUCUCAAUUUUGCUAUGAUUAUACGGCUCGCGCCGGACCUUGUGGAGGAGAUCAAGCAUGUUGAGGCUCAGGGAGGUACGGCGCGGAUCAAAUUUGAUGCCAAUGCCAAUAAUCCAUCGGGAAACGUUAUUGAUGUAGGUGGUAAGGACUUUAGAUUUACAUGGUCACGGGAAACAGGAGACCUCUGUGACAUAUACGAAGAACGUCAAAGUGGUGAAGAUGGAAAUGGUUUGCUUGUCGAAUCUGGGUGUCCCUGGCGAAAGCUGAAUGUACAUCGUAUCUUGGAUGAAUCUACUAAAAACCAUGUUAAAAUGCGUUCUGAGGAAGCUGAGCGCAAGCUCAAAUCACGCAAAGCCAUUGUUCUAGAACCCGGGAACCCCUCUAUGAAGAGUCAAAUGAAGGCCUUAGCUGCUGCUGAGGCCAAUCCAUGGAGAAUGCCUUUUAAACAAAAGAAAGAUCCUCCGUUCAAAAAGCAAAAAACUGAACCACCUCUGGUGGGAGGACCUCCCAAAUCUGUUUAUAAAAGUGGAUUGUCCUCAACAACUCCCUCAAAGGGCAGGCCCUCAGCUUCCCCCGUGCCGUGUCUACCAGAGCAGUCCGGUGCAAGUGCAUCCCCAUUCGGAAGUGGUAAUCUUACUAAGGGCCAUGCAAAUGUAGAAGAUGCCAUGCCCACUCAAGCCAUGACCAAGGAGCAUGCUACUAUCUCUGAGAAAGAAAUGUCCAGCAGGCUGGGUAGUGGUGUUGUAUGGGAUAAACCAAAAUGCAAGGGAAACGUAGGAGCUAAACCUAUGGAUUUGCAGAGUGUGCUAAUUUCUCUACUCACGGAGAAUCCCAAGGGUAUGAGCCUUAAGGCAUUAGAAAAAGCUAUUGGAGAUAUAAUUCCCAAUUCUGUAAGGCAGAUAGAGCCCAUCAUUAAAAAAAUUGCAACUUUCCAAGCUCCAGGAAGAUAUUUCUUAAAACCAGAAGUGGAGUUGGAAAGCUUCAAGAAACCUUUGUCUGAAAGUGGAAGUUCUCCUGAAGAUGCUCUUCACCAAUCACCUGCCCCAGAAGACAACUGUGAUCAACUACCUGCUUCCGAACCCAUCUUCUCCAUGAAAGACAAUACUAAGGAAUUGGAAGAACAGGCACAGUUGAAUUCCAAACCUGCAGAAGAAUCAAAUGCUGCCGAAAAAAUUGAUAUUUCACAUCAUUCACUUGAAGGCCCGGCUGGUAGUUCUAGUGAUAGUGGAAGCGACAGUGACAGUGAUAGUCACAGCAGUGCUAGUGGUAGUGACAGUGGAAGCCAUAGCAGAAGCAGAAGCAGAAGUAAAAGUAAAAGUAGAAGCCCAAUAGGAAGUUUGAGUGGAAGUAGCAGUGACAGUGAAAGUGAUGCCUCUUCCAACAGCAAGGAGGGGUCUGAUGAGGAUGUGGAUAUUAUGACAAGUGAUGAUGACAAAGAAUCGAAGCACAAAUUGCAAACAUCUGAACCUGGGUUAUCUACAUCACCAAUUCCUUGGAGAACUCCUGAUGGUGAGCCUGUUCAUAAUGGGAUUUAUGAAAAUCAUGAUGGGCAUGGUUCUGAUAUAGUUGAGAUUGAGAAAGAUUUGCCUGAUGAUGAGCAUGAAGCUGAAAUGGCUGUGGUUAUUAAUUCAGCUCCUAAUAAAGAAGGUGAAAAACCUUUGGAAGAGACCAAACCCUCCUCACCAGAUCGUCUUGAGUAUCAAAAGAAUCAAGUCCGGAGAGGAAAUUUUAAUAGAGAAAAGGAAACUAUGGCUAGGGCUGAUUUCAAGGAUGAACAGCCUGAGAGCUUUGAGAAAGUAUCCAAAGGUAAAUCCAAAAGAGUACCUAGUGGGAAGCAUUUUGAUAAUAAUAUGGAACGGGCAAAAAGAUCUAAAAACUUGGCUCAACCCCAAUUUUCUGGGGGCAGGAACCCCCUUCUCACAUUGAGUCCUCACAAUUUAUCUCACGAAAGUCCAGUUGAAGGACCUUACAAGGUCCCUACAACCCAUAUGAUGAUGAAUAUACCGGUCAGGGAUGGAACUGAUUUUGACUUACAUAAAGGUUACAACCAAGCAAUUCCUGGAAAAUCUGUUUCUGGUUCUCAGCAUUCAGGUCGAAGAUCUGUUGAUCUUAGUACACGGGCAGAUCCUCCUGCUGCUGCAGACAGGCCUGGUAAGCAUGCUGAGAGAUUGGGCCGCAGUACUAAGCACUCAGAAAGAAGCCUUGAAAUGCAUGAAGGUUUUCCCACCCAGAAAAAUGAAGUUAAUAGAGAAGCACAAGUUGAAGAUGGUCACAUUCAGAAAAAGCUACAAAGUGGUGUCAGAGAUAGGCACUUAACAUCUGCUGACUCCCAAUACAGGAAACAAGGUGAAUUGGUUGGGAACUUCAAAGAGGCUGGAUUAGUUUCAAACUCAAACACAAGAUUUUCCCCCAAUGAUAGCAACAAGACUGGUAUGGACAGAUCUGGUGUCACUAAUGGGAGAGGUAGUAUACUCCAAAGGGAACUUUCAGACUUGGAAUUGGGUGAAUUUCGUGAGCCCUUUCCGGAGGAAACUCCCGGAAUGAAAAUGCGAUUUGAGAGGAAAGGUUCCUUCAAACAGUCUGAGAACAAGCAAGCCACGUCAAAUUACCGGAAUUCAGAUUUGGGUGAAGGAAAACCUGCUGGGAAAACAACUGCAGAUUCAAGAAAGCCAUCCCCACCCCAUUCAAAUAUUGGGAUUGCUAGCAAUGCUGAGGACUUGUCUAAAAAGAGGACCCCUGAACAUUAUGUCGAAGAGUUUGCAAGAUCUUAUCAUGGUGUUGAGCAGCCUCAGCACCUAUCCAGAAUAGACCAUAGUGAAGUUGGGACCCUUUCUAAUAAGUUAGCAGACGUGAAUGGUAAAAAUAGACACAACGAAGUUGGAGGAAUCGGUCCGGCAGAGUAUGAAGAUACACACAAGAAGGUGCCUGUCAGUGCACCACUACAGAAUGAUUCUAGACGAGGUGCAGUUUCCCCUUCUACAAAAGGAAGUAAAAAGCAAAAAUGUAGUACAUUGGCUGACUUCACUGAGGUACAAAGGGAUGCUUCUUUGACGGAGAGAAAUGACAAUGGUCGAAAGAGGAGAGAAUCUUCUUCGGAUGAGAAUAGCUGUACAUAUUCUAAGUAUGAGAAGGAGGGGCCGGAGCUAAAGGGACCAAUAAAGAAUUUUUCUCAGUAUAAGGAAUAUGUGCAGGAGUAUCAUGAGAAGUAUGAUAGCUACUGCUCGUUGAACAAAAUCUUGGAAUCCUACAGGAAUGAGUUCAAUAAACUUGGGAGGGAACUUGAAAUUGCUAAAGGGAGAGAUGCGGAGAGAUACUAUAGCAUCUUGGAGCAGUUAAGGGAUUCCUAUCGCCAGUGUGGAAUGGUAGUGUUAUAUUUUUUGUUCCUCUGAUGUUGCUUUUGCAUAUGUGGGUGAUAAUAUGCUUCGGUGAAUUGACCCAGAGCAUGGGCAACAGAUUUGAAUUUUGGCAAUCCUGAUCAAAUUUUAAUUUUUGCACAUGUUUUUUUUUUAGAAUUCUUAUGAUGCCCAUCUAUUUUCUCAGUUGAAGACCUUAUUAUGUUAGAAUCAUUAUGACAGUUCUAGUAUUGUGAAAACCUGCUUGUUUGAAACUGCUUUUACUGACCUGACCAGUUUAAUUUGGCUGAUGAUAACUCUUAAGCCUGCACAGGUAGAUUGUGGGGGGUUUACACUUACUGGGAAUUUUAGGGUUUUUAACCAUGUUAUAUAGUUAUACCUUUUUGUUUUCAAUUGACGAACUUAAUUAUACAGUCUCUCCUGUGCUGUGAGAAAGAGCUGGGUGCUCUGGAGUUGAAUGUAUCAGGAAUUACGGUCUUCAUACAAAGUCCCAUGUUCAUUUUAGUAUUUUA
Molecule: messenger RNA, 4115 nt
Organism: Ilex paraguariensis (yerba mate)
Lineage: Eukaryota; Viridiplantae; Streptophyta; Magnoliopsida; Aquifoliales; Aquifoliaceae
Source: the annotation of a GenBank genome assembly